Messenger RNA from Peromyscus maniculatus bairdii (prairie deer mouse), 1278 nucleotides. The record is from RefSeq and is a predicted model, not a curated record. Lineage: Eukaryota; Metazoa; Chordata; Mammalia; Rodentia; Cricetidae.
UCCCCCCCCUGCGGCGUGGGGCUCCUGGUUAUUUUUAGCCAGAAGUAAGGGCUUCGCUUGGAAGUUCCUGGGUCCGGGAGGACCGCGCCCCGAUGGAUGGAUGGGCUUUAGUCUUCUUUCCUUGCGGGCACUUGUGAAAGGUCCCGUGGUGAAGGCGGUGGUGACCGGAAGCCCCCCAUGCUAGUCUGGAGUCUGCCCACCCACGGAUCUCACAUGGAGUCUAGGGGCCUGUUUCCCAAUCAGAGCCUCUUUGAAGACUCGGUUAUCGCCGAAAGAUGUCCACUUUCACUCUCAGAGGAAAGAGCCAGACUUCUCAGAGGUCAGUCUGUUCAACAAGUGGGACCCCAGGGCCUUCUGUAUGUUCAGCAAAGAGAGCUUGCAGUGACCUCCCCAAAGGAUGGCUCCAUCUCCAUUCUGGGUUCUGAUGAUGCCACUACUUGUCACAUUGUGGUCCUGAGGCAUACAGGUAAUGGGGCAACCUGCCUCACACAUUGUGAUGGAACUGAUACCAAAGCUGAAGUCCCCUUGAUAAUGAGCUCCAUAAAAUCCUUUUCUGACCACACUCAGUGUGGAAGGCUGGAAGUGCACCUUGUAGGAGGCUUCAGUGAUGAUAGGCAGUUGUCACAGAAACUUACUCAUCAGCUUCUUAGUGAAUUUGACAAACAAGAUGAUGAGAUUCACUUAGUGACAUUAUGUGUGACAGAAUUAAAUGACCGGGAAGAAAAUGAAAACCACUUUCCAAUCAUUUAUGGCAUUGCUGUCAACAUUAAAACUGCAGAGAUUUACAGAGCUUCCUUUCACGAUCGUGGUCCAGAGGAACAGCUUCGUGCUGCAAGAGCCUUAGCUGGAGGCCCGAUGAUUAGCAUUUAUGAUGCAAAGACAGAACAACUUCGAAUAGGCCCGUAUUCCUGGACGCCAUUUCCACAUGUGGAUUUCUGGUUGCAGCAAGAUGACAAGCAAAUACUAGAGAACCUUUCUACUUCUCCUCUGGCUGAGCCCCCCCACUUUGUUGAACAUAUUAGAUCUACCUUGAUGUUUUUAAAAAAAUUCCCAUCUCCAGCAAAUAUACUGUUUCCUGGAAAUAAAGCUCUUCUCUACAAAAAAAAUGAAGAUGGCUUAUGGGAAAAGAUCUCUCCAGGGAGCUAACAUCCAAGUUACCAAAGAACACAGCUCUUUGGCCUGAUAGAGACCAUUGGUGGUUUGGAAUCUACAACUGUGCAGUUUGACUUCUUCCUUGCUUACUAUCUUUCAAAAUAAAAUCUUAUUUUGGCAAAGGCA